Chrysochloris asiatica (Cape golden mole) is the source of this 1794-nucleotide messenger RNA. RefSeq names its product scavenger receptor cysteine rich domain containing, group B (4 domains) (gene SSC4D). Gene Ontology annotation, cellular component: membrane. Bases 1 to 1794 code for a protein of 597 amino acids. The record is from RefSeq and is a predicted model, not a curated record. NCBI's taxonomy places the organism in Eukaryota, Metazoa, Chordata, Mammalia, Afrosoricida, Chrysochloridae. The transcript has 10 exons.
AUGUUGCAUCUGUGUCUUCUUCACGGCCCCUUGACGCUACCAUCUGAAAGACCAUCUACUGGCUGCGCACACCAGGAAACAGAGAUGAGAAUUGGUCCCCAGCUGGUGGAAAAGAACAGGGGAUGGAGGCCAGGAGAUGGGGGUGCUUCCCCUUCCCCCUUUUCCCCAGCCCUGUCCUUCUUCCUCCUCCUGCCACUGGCCAGUGCCCUACAGCCCACUCCACUGCCCUUUCCAGAGCUGAGGCUGGUGGGGGGCCCGAGCCGCUGCCGGGGGCGCCUGGAGGUCCUGCAUGGUGGCUCCUGGGGCAGCGUCUGUGAUGAUGACUGGGACGUGGUGGAUGCCAAUGUAGUGUGUCGCCAGCUGGGCUGUGGCCUGGCGCUGCCUGUGCCCCGGCCCCUAACCUUUGGUCAGGGCCGGGGACCCAUCUUACUGGACAACGUGGAGUGCCGUGGGCAGGAAGCUGCUCUGAGUGAGUGUGGCAGCCGGGGCUGGGGCGUCCACAACUGCUUUCACUACGAGGAUGUGGCUGUCCUGUGCAAUGAGUUCUUGCCCACACAAGCCCCAACAAGGAAGCUGUUAACGAGUAGGGCUCUUCCCACCACCUCUCAAAAUGGAAAAGGUGAGGGCAGCGUGCGCCUGGUGGGGGGCGCGGACCCAUGCCAGGGCCGAGUGGAGAUCCUGCACAGCGGCCUCUGGGGCACUGUGUGUGACGACGACUGGGGGCUGCCGGACGCCGCAGUGGUCUGCCGCCAGUUGGGCUGCGGGGAGGCCCUGGGCGCCACCACCAACGCCUUCUUCGGCUACGGCACUGGUCACAUCAUGCUGGACAACGUGCAUUGCGAAGGAGGCGAGUCGCGCCUAGCAACCUGCUUGAGCCUUGGCUGGGGCGUGCACAAUUGCGGGCACCACGAGGACGCAGGCGUGCUCUGCGCAGUACUGGGCCCCACUCCACUCACAGGACUGCCACCCUCGGCCACAAGCAAGGACUGGGUCUGGCACACAGAGCCAUUGGCUACCGGAGCUGGUGCGCAGCCUUCCGGGGAGACCGCAGUGUUGACCACAAGCGCCUGGGCCGCGGACAAGAAAAGCGGCCGGCUGCGGCUGGUGGGCGGCCCGGGCCCGUGCCGUGGCCGCGUGGAGGUGUUGCACGCCGGGGGCUGGGGCACCGUGUGCGACGAUGACUGGGACUUCGCGGACGCGCGCGUGGCCUGCCGCGAGGCGGGUUGUGGGCCCGCGCUGGGCGCCACGGGUCUUGGCCACUUCGGCUAUGGCCGCGGCCCGGUGCUGCUGGACAACGUGGGCUGCGCUGGCACUGAGGCCCGCCUGAGCGACUGCUUCCACCUGGGCUGGGGCCAGCACAACUGCGGCCAUCACGAGGACGCCGGCGCACUCUGCGCAGGCCCAGAGGAUCUGGGACUACAAGUCCAGCAGGAUGGUUCUGAGACCACCCAUGUGCCCACGCCUCGGCCCAGGGACGGGCAUCUCCGCCUGGUCAGCGGAGCCCAUCGAUGUGAGGGACGUGUUGAGCUCUUCCUAGGGCAGAGGUGGGGCACCGUCUGCGAUGAUGCCUGGGAUCUUCGGGCAGCCCGUGUCCUGUGUCGCCAGCUGGGCUGUGGCCAGGCCCUAGCCGCCCCUGGUGAGGCCCACUUUGGCCCAGGCAGAGGCCCUAUCCUCCUGGACAAUGUCAAGUGUCAUGGGGAUGAGAGUGCCCUGCUACUCUGCUCUCAUAUCCGCUGGGAUGCCCACAACUGUGACCACAGCGAGGAUGCCAGUGUCCUGUGCCGGCUGUCCUAA